Cydia amplana is the source of this 1269-nucleotide messenger RNA. RefSeq names its product lipase 3-like. Gene Ontology annotation, biological process: lipid metabolic process. Lineage: Eukaryota; Metazoa; Arthropoda; Insecta; Lepidoptera; Tortricidae. The record is from RefSeq and is a predicted model, not a curated record. The transcript has 7 exons. Bases 1 to 1269 code for a protein of 422 amino acids. Gene Ontology annotation, molecular function: hydrolase activity, acting on ester bonds.
AUGCUGGGAGCUAUUGUUCUGCUAUGUCUGUGUGUUUGUGUGUCCUCUGGACCCUUUGGACGAUCUGAUGGGAUCAGUCUGGACCCGAAGGUUCCAGAAGAGAUUCGUGAGGAUGCUAGCUUGAAAGUGCCUGCACUCGUCCGAAAGUACGGCUAUCCCCUGAAAGAGCACCGGGUCACCACCGCCGAUGGCUACGUCUUGACCAUGCAUCGGAUUCCCCAUGGGCGGGAUGCUGGGAAUUCAACAGCAGAAAGGCCCGUCGUCUUCAUUAUGCACGGUUUGAUGUCAUCUUCGGCAGAUUGGGUCUUGAUGGGACCUAACAAGGGGUUAGCCUACAUCCUAGCCGAGGAAGGUUUCGACAUCUGGCUGGGCAACGCGCGCGGCACCCGAUACUCCCGCCAGCACGUCAAACUGAACCCUGAUUCAGGGGCAGACUUCUGGAACUUCUCCUGGGAUGAGAUCGGGAACAUAGAUCUGCCGACCAUGAUCGAUUACGCUUUGGACAAAGCGAAUAAGAAGAGGCUGCAUUACAUUGGGCAUUCACAGGGCACCACGUCAUUUUUCGUCAUGUGCUCACUUCGGCCGGACUACAACCAGAAAAUCAUCUCCAUGAACGCACUGGCGCCUGUGGCUUACUUAACGAACAACGCAUGUCCUAUUGUCAAGGCAAUGGCGCCUUUUUCUACCGUCAUUGAGAAGCUUAGUAAAGUGAUCGGUGUGGGUGAAAUGCUACCGAUAUCCAACUCCAAAGUGAUGCGGUGGGCCGGCGAGAAGCUGUGCAGUGAUACCGCUAUGUUUCAGGAGAUCUGCACCAAUAUUGUGUUCCUUAUCGGGGGAUGGAAUUCGUUGGAGUUUAAUAGGACCAUGCUCCCAGUGAUCCUAAGCCACACCCCCGCGGGCGCUUCCAUCCGUCAGUUCGCUCACUACGGCCAAGUCACGCACAGCGGCUCUUUCCGUCGCUUCGACCACCUCGGCAUCUGGAACUACAAAAUCUACGGCACCUGGGACCCACCUCUAUACGACCUAUCCCAAGUUAAAGCUCCCGUCUUCCUCCGUUACUCCUUAUCUGAUCCUUUAGCGCAUGUUGACGAUGUGGAGAGAUUAGCGAAGGAGCUUGGGAACCUUAAAGCGAAAACUAGUAUACCGAUGACCAGUUUCAGCCAUUUGGAUUUCAUAUGGGGAAUUAACGCGAAAAAGCUUGUUUACGAUCAGGUGAUCGCUGAUAUAAGAAGGAUGGAAGAAUCCUUAUUCAUCUUCCAUCCUUAUUAG